UUUUCUCUUCCCUCCUUACCACUUCCACCCGCAAUCUUCACCAGCCAACCAGACACGAGGAACUUUCCAACAGCAUUAGUGUCCAAGGAAGAACUUCCUCCCCUCUUCAUUACUGCCAGCCAAGAAAUCCUCUGCUCCUCCCAAGGCUGAACGAGGAUUGGGACCUCUCUGUGAAUCCUUCCGACUCUGUCACCGUCUUCCGUGGCUGCCUGUCUCAGACUCAGACCUUCCCGGACCAGCUGUGCUUCAGUUUGUUGGCACACGCCAGCACCAAGGAACUAAGAAUUCUUGCAAGUUUGGAGAAUACUGGUAUAAGAUUAUAUAAAGCUGCAGGCAACUGUCUAUGCACAACACAUCAGAAAAGGAUCAGAGUGCAAAUGAUGAGACCCUACCCAAACUGACUGGAUAAUUUCUAAGGUGUUUUCUACUUUUGAAAUUCUAUGCCUUUUUCUCCCCCCUAUGAUUCUAUUUUUUAAAGAGCCUAUUAUGUGCCCAGCAUUAUACUAAGGUCACUCUGGAGAGGACUGGUAAGGGAGGGGAUAUAAAAGAAGCCAGCUAGAUAGGCAAACAACUAGUACUAUUAGUUAAAAAAAAAUCCUCACGGGAAGGAUUUGCUUCUUACAUCUCUACAGUCCCAGACAAGGCUGGGGUUGGCUGGUUGAUAGGAACGACAUUUUUGUAGCUUUCUGUGCACAUGUCCCUGCAAAUUAUUGUAGCGAUGAUCAGGGCUGAAUAUCAUAGCAUGAUGACCUCACCUUUCCAACAUGCUCCCCCACCCUUUUCCAGUCCCUGAAUUACCCUCCUAAGCAGCUUCUCUGCUGAGUAAUGCUCAGUUCCCAGGGUUUAUUUUGGAGCUUGAACCAAAGAAAAGGAGCAACUCGGAAUUCACUUUUAAUAUUAAAAACAUCCUAGUCUACCCACUUAACAUUCCUAAAGCCCCUACAUUCACACAUAACUGUACCCUAGAUUAAGGCCUACUUUUUCUGCCACAUUAUAUGGGGGCAUUUUGGAACCUAUUUAAGGCCACUAUUUAGGAAAUCUCAAGGCCUGGAGAGAGCCAAUGAAGUGUGUUGGAGGUAGGCCUUGUGAGAUGGGGGUUCUAUUUUUGGAGGCAGUAGAAUGUUCUUUCUGCUGCUUUGGGAACAUUUCAACUAAUGCUUCUUGAGCCUUCCCUUGGUUAGUAAGCUGCAGGGUGGAGGCUGCAGGAAGGUAUAACAGUCUGACUUCAGGGUGUGGGUGGGAUGGGCAGGAAAGGUGAGAGAAGUACUCAUUAAAAGCAUCUGUUAAAGGACCUUCUCCUUCCAAUCUAAACUUUACUUACCUUACCUGAAAUUCCCAAACCAUUUGCUCUAUCAUCAGGUGUAUUCUAGCAUUGGGUCAGAGAAAAAAGAUCCUGUUAUAACAGGAAUAGUCUUUUAGCACCCGUAUUUUGUUCCGAAGGAGAGGUAGGCUAGAGAGAAACAGAUAGGCUCUUCAGGCUUAGCCACGGGCUUAUAAGUGGGAGUGGCAAGGUAUUCAUACCGAGGGAAAGUUAGUCAGCAGCCUUGAAUGUUUUUUGUAUGCAAAGCCCAGCACUUGUGAAGAACGUACAAACUAGACUGGUUUUUACCCUUGGGGAAACUCUCAGUCCCUUGAAGAAGAUUAUCCCUAUACAAGACACAUAACAAUGAUCUGUAACCCCAAACUGAUACAGUCAGGUAAAACUCUAUAGGUGUUGUGGGAGAUACUGGAAGAAAGAGGGUAGAUAGAGCUGAGUAAGUUUAAGGAUGUCCUCCUGGAAGAGGUGAGUUUACAGUAGGGUUUAGAAAGCAGGGAGGAAAACAGAAAAUUGAAAAAUCAUGGAAACUCUAUUCAGAGGUACCAUGACCUAUUAAACCAAAGGCAGGAAGAAAUCACAGAUGUGAAAUGUAGUAAGAGUUCAGGGGAAAGAUUCCUCUAGGGACUUGAAUGGAGUCUUGAAACUUGGAUAGUAUUUUAAGAUGGAGAGUGGAGAGAGUUAAGAAAGACAGGAAUAAGCAUAGCUAUAGCAGAGAAUGUACUACCGCUAGAAAAAACGGGGCCAGAUUCUGAAAGGCCUUGAAAACCAGCCCUAAGCAGUAGGCAGUUAAGUAAAUCAUUCCAGGAUAGGGAGGAGUUAGGAAAUGGUAAGAAAAUGGUAACAGAGGAAGAUUCCUGAAGCUUGUCCUAGGGAACUUGGAUUAUGUACAGAGGCAAACGGGGAUGUAAAGUUUCUGAGUAAGGAAAGGCCAUGGGCCACAAAGAGAUGGCUGUAGCAUGAAGACUGAUAAGUGGUUUCUUUCUAGGAAGUUAUGAGGGACCCUGUGAGUAGCCAGUACAGCUCCUUUCUUUUCUGGAGGAUGCCCAUUCCAGAACUGGAUCUGUCGGAGCUGGAAGGCCUGGGUCUGUCAGAUACAUCCACCUACAAGAUCAAGGACAGCAGCGUUGGCAAAAUGACGGGGCAAGCAACCGGAGCAGAGCAGGAGAAAAACCCUGAAGGCGAUGCCCUCCUUGAGUACAGCACCUUCAACUUUUGGAGAGCUCCCAUUGCCAGCAUCCACUCCUUCGAAUUGGACUUGCUCUAAGCCCAAGACCUUUCUCCCACCACCUUGCCCUCAUUGCCUGCCCUUUCAAGCUCCUUCCUUUCUACCCUUUUCCCCUUUCAACCUUGCUCUCUCCCUUCUAUUGUGUUGAGGUGAUGCUGAUGAAUCUGCCAGAGUUGUGAUUUAUUUAUUUAUUUAUUUAACCUAUCUAUUUUUCUUUCUUAUUAGUUGCUCUCAAAAGCCCUCAAGCCACAAAGUAAAGGAUUCAAGCAAUGGAGUAUUGGGUCACAAAGAUUCCUCCUUUCCUCCCCCAGAUACUAAUUCCAGAAAACAGGCCUGAUGAGGGCACCAGAGAGUAGCACAGUAGUGCAAAAUGGAGGAUUUUUUUUUUUUUACUUCAUUUAAUCAGCUUCAGAGAUUGCUCAAACCUUCCUAAUUUCUUGCUCCAGGCCAGUAAACACAAAGAUUUCUUCAAGGGUUGAUGAAAACCCUAUAAAUUUUAAUGUGAGAUUAUCUGCUAUAAGACUAGAAUUCCUAAAAGACUAAGGUUAUCCUGCUCCUUCUUUUAAUACACUUUUUCUCAUAGAAAUUGGGGAUAGUUGAAGGUAUAAAACAAGAGGAAAUAAUACAUCAUGGGAAAUGACAAUAGGGGAAAGCACUGAAUCAUUUCAGAAAUAGCUACACACUCUCAAAAGUGUUUUCUUUCUUCAAGCCUCCUCACUUUACAAUUUUACUCCUGUGGGCUGAAAACUAGCUGAGGAAAAUCAUUUGGAUUUCAAAUCUUAAGAUGCAAUCUUGCUGAGUAUUAUGAUAAUUUGUAAGAUUUUAUUCAGGUUCUAAAAGAUACAGGGUUUGGUCCUUAGUAUUUUAGUUUUGCUGUCCUGCAUUUGCAAUGUAGAAUACUGAUCAAACGGGCCUGAGGCACAGUUCUUCAGCUACCUUGCUCCCAUGAAAUGAACAAUCAACUCUGACCCUAUACCUUGUCUCUACUCCUUCCAAAAUUAUUGCUGUUGAUUUGUGCUGCCAUUUAAUCACUUCUUUAAUAAAGACAUUCAAUCCCAG
Molecule: messenger RNA, 3602 nt
Organism: Hippopotamus amphibius kiboko
Lineage: Eukaryota; Metazoa; Chordata; Mammalia; Artiodactyla; Hippopotamidae
Gene: MLLT11
Product: MLLT11 transcription factor 7 cofactor
Exons: 3
Coding region: 2310-2582 (90 amino acids)
Biological process (GO): positive regulation of release of cytochrome c from mitochondria; apoptotic signaling pathway; positive regulation of mitochondrial depolarization
Cellular component (GO): nucleoplasm; cytosol
Source: RefSeq, a predicted model, not a curated record